Molecule: messenger RNA, 1338 nt
Organism: Funneliformis caledonium
Lineage: Eukaryota; Fungi; Glomeromycota; Glomeromycetes; Glomerales; Glomeraceae
Source: the annotation of a GenBank genome assembly
AUGGCAGAUGAAGCAUUUGAAAACCAGUCAUCACCCAAGAGGGGACGGGGACGACCAAAAGGCGUCAGAGGUACGGCUCGGCCUAGGACAACUCGAGGGAGAAGUCGAGGUAGAGGCAGGGGCAGAUCAGAGGAAGAAGAUUCAAUUUCGAUGGAAAUAAAUAGAACUCUUGAACAAGCGGGGCUACCUUCGUCGGAUAUUAAUUUGAAUUUGGAAGCAGAAAUAAAUCUUCCAACGUCUCCAUACUUGAGCAGAGCACCUUCUCCUACCCCCUCCUUGGCCUCAAUUUCGAGUGGUAGACGACUUGGUUCUUUAUCUCAUGAACUUCCAGCUCCUGGAAGAUUAGCUUCGGUGAGAACGGCACCAACUGGACAUUACUUUCUAUCAACAUCUUCAAGAGUUACAUUACGUGGAACACAAAAAAAAAUAUUUGUUCCGACAAUACCUGAAGCACAUAGAAGGUCUCAACCAACGAUAGCUGCCGACGCAAUUACCCCUGAAAUGUUUGAUAUAGGGGAUAAUGAACCGCUCACAUCUGGUACAGAUUUAAGAGGACGAGGAACAGAUCGAGGAAGAGGAACCCGUGGACGCGGCAGAUUUGUUCCAGAUAUGGUUGCAUCUGGACCGUUCGCAUUUGGUUCAAAUGCUAAUUUCCAGCCAUUGGACACUGCGAACGUUUUUAGCACUUCUGUUAUUGAAGAAAGGAAAAGUAGAACAGAUUAUGCUGAGGAUUUUGAAUCUUUCCGAGAAGAUCCUUGGGCACCAGAUAUACUUUUAGUUGAGCAUGAAAGAGAAGACACUGCUGGUAUAUUAGAAGGCAAGGAUGUGAUUGACAAUAAAAAAUCGAAAGAAAUCAAAAGGAAAAUGAUACAAUUUGUUGAAGAAGAAAAUCAUCUAUUAUGUUUUCAAUUGCCUACCGUCUUACCUGAGUUUGAACCAUCUAAACGUCCAAGGAUGAGUGGUCCGAAUGAUAGGUCGCCCCUUGACAAAGGAAAGGGUAGAGUUACGGAUAAACCAGGACCUGGUCCACCCGUAACGCAAUCGUCAGUAAAGGAGAAGGGUAAGAGUAAAGAAAGGGAACAAGACAAUUCUGAGGAUGCUGUCAAUGGUAAUAAUAAACCAGAGGGUCAGAUAGGACGACUAAUUGUGCGUAGAUCUGGUAAAAUGCAAAUGGUUUUUGGGGAUUUUACAUUUGAUGUCACGGCAGGUUUGAAUCGGACAUUUUUGGAGAAUGCUGUAGUGAUCGACCCUUCUCAAGAAAGUGUUUUUAAUUUAGGACAGAUCACGCAACACUUAGUCGUGAAACCAAACAUUUCAAGUUUAUUGAGUAAUAUGUAA